This is a messenger RNA of Verruconis gallopava, 1043 nucleotides long. RefSeq lists its product as uncharacterized. The transcript is spliced from 3 exons. NCBI's taxonomy places the organism in Eukaryota, Fungi, Ascomycota, Dothideomycetes, Venturiales, Sympoventuriaceae. The coding region runs from base 242 to 856 and encodes 204 amino acids. The record is from RefSeq and is a predicted model, not a curated record.
CAUCUUAGUGUCUCUUCUGUGUAUUCCACCAAGCACCGCUUGUGCGGAGUACGUGGUUGUAGUCAUGACGUAGUGCACUCUUCAUUCCUUAAUUCAAUAUAAGAAGAGUCGAGUAUCGACUGAAGCUGAAUCUCUAAAUACUGCACCUUUCUAAUCAACCUGUCCGUGAUUCACGCUGUUUUCACGUUCGACUUAUAGCUUACACUCGUCAAGAAAGCUGUCUUAGCGUAUUUAAAGAGCAAUGUCAUAUUCGAACACCAAUACCGGCAGCCAACAUGCCGAUCCGUACAAGGAGAAGAACCUUGAUACGGAGGCUACCCUAGAAGAGAGGAUUAAUGACCUCGUCAGCUUUGCAGAAAAGCAGAAGUUUUGCAUGAUGACAACUCGGAUUGCUGAUAGCGGAUUGCUGGCCUCACGGUGCAUGGCGCUUGCAGCGAAGGAGGGUAAUGGAGUCGACUUUCUCUUCCACGCAAACUCCGAGUCUGGCAAGACCGAUGACUUGAAGUCAGACUCGGAUGUCAACCUGGCUUUCCUCUCGUCAAGCGGCGAAUGGGCAUCGAUCAGCGGCAAAGCUGAAAUCGUAACGGAUCGUGAGGCUAUUAAAAAGUAUUACUCUCCAACGUUGAAGGCCUGGCUCGGCGACCUGGGUGACGGCAAGCACGAUGGGGGACCUGAAGAUCCUCGAAUUGUGCUUAUCAAGGUGAAGGCUGUGACAGCGCAAUACGCAAUCAGCCGGCGAACAAUAAUUGGCGGCGUGAUUGAGGUUGCCAAGGGAAUCGCAACGGGCGAGGCACCAAGUGUGAAUAAGCUGAGACACAUUAGCGAAGCGGAAAUUCAACAGUGGCGUGCGAAGUAGAUGUGUUGAGAGAAUGACGAGUCUACGAGAAGCACUGGUAGUUGUCAUGAAUCUGAAAUAGCCCAGUGUAUUCUACCAAAAUAACAAAGAUGUUGGCGUCUCAGAGUUUGGCAACCACCUGGUCAAUCUUCGGCUUUCCAGGCCUUGUUGGUCUCCAGCAUUGCACCUCGGCAAUAUCUUCCCAAUC